Molecule: messenger RNA, 1157 nt
Organism: Toxotes jaculatrix (banded archerfish)
Lineage: Eukaryota; Metazoa; Chordata; Actinopteri; Toxotidae
Gene: med8
Product: mediator complex subunit 8
Exons: 7
Coding region: 56-868 (270 amino acids)
Biological process (GO): regulation of transcription by RNA polymerase II
Cellular component (GO): mediator complex; core mediator complex
Molecular function (GO): RNA polymerase II cis-regulatory region sequence-specific DNA binding; transcription coregulator activity
Source: RefSeq, a predicted model, not a curated record
GAGCCGGAAGUGUUUCUGGUUGACUUUGAGCUCAUCGUUAGUUUGAAGUGCAGCGAUGCAGCAAAGAGAAGAGAAGCAGCUCGAAGCCUCGGUGGAGUCUCUGUUCUCUCGGGUGGCUCAUGUGAAAAACGCGCUCCACAGCUUCAUUUGUAAACUGGAGAAUGAACACGAGCGGUUAACAUGGCCGUCGGUGUUGGACAACUUUGCUCUGCUGUCUGGUCAGCUCAACACUAUCAAUAAACUGCUCAAGAAUGAGAAGACGCCAUCCUUUCGCAACCAGGUUAUAAUACCUCUGCUUCUGUCUCCAGACAGAGAUGAAGAUUUAGCAAAAGUCACAGAGCAGCGUGUCCCAGUGUUCAGCCAUGAAAUUGUACCGGACUAUUUACGGACGAAGCCUGAUCCGGAGGUGGAGGAGCAGGAGAAGCAGCUGAGUGCAGAGGCAGCACGUAUUGGCCCUGAGGUGGCACAGAAACAAAUCCAGGCGUUGAAUAAGCUGUGUUCCAGUCUGCUGGAGAAGCUGAGCAAUCCCCGCGAUGACAGAGAUGCAGAAAGUGCAGCACUGAGACAGAACAAAUCGUCUUUCAACCCUGCGGACACUAACGCACUGGUUGGAGCAGUUGCAUUUGGAAAGGGACUUUCCAAAUGCAGGCCUCCAGGUCCAGUUGCCCCUGGACACCCAGGACAAGGACCCAUGAUGAGUGGAGGUCCUACCUUACAGCAAGUAACCAUUGGUGGUGGUUCAAGUCAGCAAGCAGGUAUGGGAGGAUCUGUGGCUCCACAGCAGCAAGGACAGCCAGGAAAAAUGCCAAGCAGCAUCAAGACAAACAUCAAAUCUGCAUCUGGUUCAAUGCAUCCCUACAACAGAUGAGCUCCUUCCUUUAACCUGUGUUUCUACAGCAGUUAAUAUUUACAGUGUGUACAUGUCACCUUUGGAUGCUGUGUUAUUUUCAUGGAACUCUGCUAACUUCUAAAAAGCUGUUCCUGUUCUCUCAGACUAAAUGCUGCUCCUUGUCACUGCCGUGGAACUUCUUUUAUACCGAACUGACACUGAGCUGCAGCGUCUGAGCCACCAGAUGGCAGUAUGUCAUCACACGGUGGAUCACAGCAGCUUGUGUUUGAACUGUGCUGCGGACACGUCUUCAAUAAAACAUGUUAAA